AUGGGUCGCGAAUUGCAAAAGAAGAAGCGGCGGGCCAUGCGCCAGCCCGCCCGGCCCAAGAAGCCCUCCAAGAAGGUCCUCAACCCGCGGGGCAACAACGUGAUUGCGCAGAACUGGGACAAGAAGGAGACGCUCGCGCAAAACUACCGCCGCCUGGGCCUCGUCGCGCGGCUCAAGGCCCCGACCGGCGGCGUGGAGAAGAAGCUGCUCAGCGGCACGGCCACGGCCACGACGACGCGCGCGACGCCCAACGACCCCUUCGCCAUCACCACCAUCGACAAGGCCGUCGUCUCCGAGGCCAGGGUCGAGCGCGACGCGGACGGCAAGAUUGUGCGCGUGCUGGGCCGCCCCGGCGACAACCCGCUCAACGACCCCCUCGCACUGCUCGACUCCGACAACGAGGACGAGGAGCUGGAAGACGUUGGUGACGGCGUGCCGGCGGCGGCGGCGGCGGUGAACCAGCACGGCGGCGACGAGGAGGAGUGGGGCGGCAUCGCCGAGCAGGAGGCGCAGGAGGGCCAGGCCACGGACGUGGUGCGCUCGCUCAUCGCCGAGUCGCACAACGCGGCGCCCAAGAAGGCAAGGCACACGAGCGAGCGCGAGAGGGAGUGGCUCGAGAGGCUGGUGGCCAGGCACGGCGACGACACGCGCGCCAUGGCCCGCGACGCCAAGCUCAACCCCAUGCAGCAGACGGCGGCGGACAUUGCCAAGCGCAUCAAGAAGAUGCAGCGCGAGGCGUGA
Molecule: messenger RNA, 741 nt
Organism: Purpureocillium lilacinum
Lineage: Eukaryota; Fungi; Ascomycota; Sordariomycetes; Hypocreales; Ophiocordycipitaceae
Product: nucleolar protein 16
Biological process (GO): ribosomal large subunit biogenesis
Cellular component (GO): nucleolus
Source: RefSeq, a predicted model, not a curated record